AUGGCUGUGCUAAUCUGGCUCAACAUUUCCCUCUCCGUGCUCAUGCAGACGCUCCUGGGCCAGCUGCUCGUCUACUUGCUCUCCAGUGACAAAAUCGAUGCCGUUGUGGGCGUCCUCUUUAACGUCAUGUUCCUGCUUUUUGCUGGGUUCAACCCGCCUUGUAACGGGGCACCCUGA
This is a messenger RNA of Peronospora matthiolae, 177 nucleotides long. NCBI's taxonomy places the organism in Eukaryota, Oomycota, Peronosporomycetes, Peronosporales, Peronosporaceae. The record is from the annotation of a GenBank genome assembly.